Messenger RNA from Lathyrus sativus (Indian pea), 768 nucleotides. The record is from the annotation of a GenBank genome assembly. NCBI's taxonomy places the organism in Eukaryota, Viridiplantae, Streptophyta, Magnoliopsida, Fabales, Fabaceae.
AUGUCAACUCGUAGGUAUACUUUUGGAAGAGCUGAUGAGGCUACACAUCCAGAUUCUCUUAGAGCUACCUUAGCUGAAUUUGCUUCCACUUUCAUCUUUGUCUUUGCUGGAGAAGGCUCUGGCCUUGCUUUAGUUAAGAUAUACCAAGAUUCAGCUUUCUCGGCUGGUGAAUUGUUGGCAGCUGCACUUGCUCAUGCAUUUGCUCUAUUUGCUGCUGUGUCUUCUAGCAUGCAUGUAUCUGGUGGACAUGUGAAUCCUGCAGUGACUUUUGGUGCUCUUCUAGGUGGCAGAAUCUCUGUCAUUCGUGCUGUUUACUAUUGGGUUGCUCAACUUUUAGGUUCUGUUGUUGCUGCACUCUUGCUUAGGCUUGUCACUAAUAACAUGAGACCAGCAGGGUUUCAUGUAGGAGUGGGCCUAGGCGACGGCCAUGGUCUACUUCUUGAAAUCAUAAUGACAUUUGGGCUAAUGUACACAGUAUAUGCAACAGCAAUUGAUCCAAAACGAGGCAGCAUUGCAGCCAUUGCACCUUUAGCAAUCGGUCUCAUUGUAGGUGCAAACAUCCUCGUCGGCGGGCCAUUUGACGGAGCAUGCAUGAACCCUGCUCUUGCUUUUGGCCCUUCUUUGGUAGGCUGGAGAUGGCACUCCCAUUGGAUCUUCUGGGUUGGUCCAUUCAUUGGUGCAGCAUUGGCAUCACUCAUAUAUGAAUAUGUUGUGAUCCCAACAGAACCACCUCAUGCACACCAGCCUCUUGCUGCUGAAGAUUACUAG